CCUACACAGGAAGGUCCAGUCCUACAUUCAACCUUAUCAGGUUCCAAUGACUUUUCAUUAGAAUUUAUAAAUUAUAAUAUAUUGAAGCGUUUACUUCAAUGUCCUUAUAUAUUUUGCAGGUCACAAAAUAGUAAGCACAUAUAGCUCAUCCGUGACACAUCCUAAUACGAAUUCCUCAUUUUUGGCCUGCAAAAGUUCAACCGAGGACCAAAGACCGAAUGGACUUGCCUGCUCAGCCAUCCGGCUUGAUAACCUAAAUUAAUUUAAUAUUAAUUUGAUUGGCUACAUUUUUCUGAUCUUCGAAUUCAAAUUGUUAUUUUCUCUUUAGUGCAAGUGACAGGACCCUGCACACGAAGCUCCUCAGUGAUUCUAUAAAUUGAAUCCAUCUCGAUCACAAACAGACAAAAAACUCCUCGAUGAUUCUAUAAAAUGAAUCUAUCUCGACCAUCGUUUUGCUCAGCCUCCAACCUUGCCCAACCGAACAGUCUUCGUCCUAUCUUGCCUAAAUUUGAGGCUUCAAGCUAUCAUAACCAACUGCCCCUCUUUAAUGGUGCGAUCGUCCGAUCAUACAAUAUAGUUACAUUAGUAAAAAAUUGGGUUUUUACAGCGCACAUUAUGCCACGGUUCACUGGAAACCGCAACAUAAUGGUGCGCGGUGGCAGUUUUGUAAAUAAAUCGAAAACAUAUGCCGCGGUUCCGCUCUGAACCGCGGCAUAUACUCCAGUCAACCAUCCCCUUUGACGCCACGUCUGAAUAAAAAAUUAAAUAACAGAGUAUAUGUCGCGGUUGUCCAGAGAACCGCGGCAUAUACCCCUGCCAAUUUAUUGCAGGGGCUGACUGAGUCAGAGAAUUUCAGAAGUUACAAGCGUAUAUGCCGCGGUUGCUCUGAGGAACCGCGGCAUAUACCGCAGUAACUUCUGAACUUCUCCGCCAGUCAGAGAAUUUCAGAAGUUACAGGGGUAUGUGCCGCGGUUUCUCAGAGCAACCGCGGCAUAUACCCCCUGUCAUCUACUGAAAUUCCCCAAAAGGCAGUUGGGGAGACAAUUGUGUUCAGCACGUUACAGGGGUAUAGGCCGCGGUUCUAAGAGUAACCGCGACCUAUUCUCCUACCUGAAAUAAAUUUAAAAUGAAUUUGAAAUAUUUAGAGGAAUAUACCGCGGUUGCCCGCUGAACCGCUGCAUAUAGUUUAAAAAUAAUUUCAAAAAUGCCAUUUAGGUUAAUUUUUUUAAUCAGUAUAGGCCGUGGUUGGUUGUGAAACCGCGGCAUAUAACUAUCUUAUACCGCGGUUAAGUAGUGAACUGCGGUAGAUUCCCCAGUUCAGAGUUAAAAAAUAAAACUUUGGAACAGUGUCGUCUUCUUGUUCGCGCAGUUUCGCGUUUUCUUCUCCCGCGACCACCCAUCUCAGUCCGUCCGUCGUUUCUGCACCGUUUAAACUCAAAAUUGUUCGGUCAUUUCUCGUUUUUGACGAUAAGAAACAGUUUUAGCCGAUCAAAAUCGUUUGAAACGCCUGUCAUUCCUCUCCGCUGCCAUUUCCCUUUGUUGCACCAAGCUUUUUCGCCGCCCCUGUUCCAGAUAUAUGGCUGAUCAUCCACAUUCUUCAGGGGAUGAGGAUCCCCCAACCAGAUCCACUAGAGGACCCACUAGGAUGAAACAACUAUUGAUCAGGAAAAAUAGUGGUGAAAGAACUUCGGUGAAUGUGAAUGUCACCACGGGUGUGGCAACUGGCCCCCAUGCAGAUGACUUCCGAUCAUACCUUGGAGUAGUGACACGUGAUAAGAUUAGCAUUCUCGUUCCAUCUUUUGAUCAUGUGUCCGAGGUUGAUCGGAACAUUAUUUGGAAAGAUAUAUUGAUGACAUUUGACAUUCCAAAUGUCACAACACUUAGAAAUAAGUGUUUGUCAACUGUUGCAGAAAAUUUCAGAAACUUUAAAAGCAAGUUGACAUCAAGAUACAUCUUUGGACACCUUAAACAUAAAAGUCCAUGUAGUUCAUAUAAGUCCAUUGAUGAGGAGACUUGGCGGCUUUUUAAAGAGAGUCGGAUGUCAGAGGAAUGGCAGGCAAUUAGAAGCAAAGCACAAGGAACAAGUGCUCACAACAAAAACCCCCACCUAUUAUCUCGUGGUGGGUAUAGGAAGCUUGAGGAGAAAAUCCUCAAGCAAAAGGCAGAUGAUAUACCACCAUCUCAGGGUGGUAGCCCUCCUCAGCCUCCUUCUCCACCGUCUAGACAUGAGAAAUGGAAGUUGGCCCGUAUGCGACCAUCGGGCACCUACUCUUCCGACACUGCACGAGAGAUUUCUGAAAGAAUUGACGCCUUGGUUGAGUAGAGCUCCCAAGGCCAAUUCACUCCAGAGGGUCGCCAGGAUAUUCUUGCUGCUGCGAUUGGACGACCUGAGCACCCUGGACGUGUACGUGCUGCAGG
Messenger RNA from Vigna angularis (adzuki bean), 2418 nucleotides. RefSeq lists its product as uncharacterized. The coding region runs from base 1577 to 2323 and encodes 248 amino acids. The transcript has 5 exons. The record is from RefSeq and is a predicted model, not a curated record. NCBI's taxonomy places the organism in Eukaryota, Viridiplantae, Streptophyta, Magnoliopsida, Fabales, Fabaceae.